GGCCCAGCGCUAGCCGGCGAGCGGGCGGGCCUCCCGGCAGUCGGCAGGAACCAUGGCCGGCGGCGCGGCACCGCGGGCCCUGCACUCCGCGCGGGCGGUGGAUGUGGCCUCGGCGUCCAACUUCCGGGACUUCGAGGUGCUGCACCUGCACCUGGACCUGCGGAUCGAGUUCGCGAGCCGCGCUCUGAGCGGCACGGCGACCCUGGAUCUGCGCUGCCUGGCUCCCGCGGGCGCGGCCGAGCUGCGGCUGGACUCGCACCCGUGCCUGGAGGUCACCGCGGCGGCGCUGCGGCGGGGCCCCUCCGGCCCCGACGAGCCCGUGAGCUUCCGCACGCAGCCCUUCGCGCGCUACGGCUGCGCGCUGUGCCUGUGCUUCCCGCAGCCCCGGCCCGCGGGCGAGCGCUUCCAGGUGCUGCUCACCUACCGCGUCGGCGAGGGGCCCGCGGUGUGCUGGCUGGCGCCCGAGCAGACGGCCGGGAAGGAGAAGCCCUUCGUGUACACGCAGGGGCAGGCGGUGCUGAACCGGGCCUUCUUCCCCUGCUUCGACACGCCCGCCGUCAAGAGCACCUACUCGGCCUCGGUGCAGGUGCCGGAUGGCUUCACGGCCGUGAUGAGCGCGGACACCUGGGAGACGCGGGGGCCGAACCGGUUCUUCUUCCGCAUGAGCCGGCCCAUCCCCUGCUACCUCAUCGCUCUGGCCGUCGGGGACCUGGCCUCCGCGGAGGUGGGACCCAGGAGCCGGGUGUGGGCCGAGCCGUGCCUGCUCGAGGCCGCCAGGCAGGAGUACGACGGCGUGGUCGAGGAGUUCCUGGCCGUGGGAGAGAAGCUUUUCGGACCCUACGUCUGGGGAAGGUACGACGUGCUCUUCAUGCCGCCGUCCUUCCCGUUCGGGGGCAUGGAGAACCCGUGCCUGACCUUCGUCACGCCCUGCCUGCUGGCCGGGGACCGCUCCCUGGUGGACGUCAUCAUCCACGAGAUCUCGCACAGCUGGUUCGGGAACCUGGUCACCAACGCCAACUGGAGCGAGUUCUGGCUCAACGAGGGCUUCACCAUGUACGCCCAGAGGAGGAUCUCCACCGUCCUGUUCGGGCCUGCCUACACCUGCCUGGAGGCGGCCGCGGGGCGGGCGCUGCUGCGCCAGCACAUGGACGUCAGCGGCGAGGAGAACCCCCUCAACAAGCUGCGCGUGAAGAUCGAGCCAGGGGUGGACCCGGACGACACCUACAACGAGACCCCCUACGAGAAAGGCUUCUGCUUCGUCUCCUACCUGGCCCACCUGGUGGGCGACCAGGAUCGGUUUGAUGCCUUUCUCAAGGCCUACGUGGACGAGUUCAAGUUCCAGAGCAUCUUGGCGGACGACCUGCUGGACUUCUACCUGGAGUACUUCCCCGAGCUGAGGCAGAGGGGCGUGGCCUCCACGCCCGGGUUCGAGUUCGACCGGUGGCUGGACACCCCGGGCUGGCCCCCGUACCUCCCGGACCUGUCCGCCGGGGACACGCUCAUGAAGCCGGCGGACGAGCUGGCCCAGCUGUGGGCGGCCGAGGAGCUGGACAUGGAGGCCAUCGGGGCUGUGGACGUCUCCGCCUGGAAGACCUACCAGCUGGUGCACUUCCUGGACAAGCUCGUGCAGAAGUCCCCUCUGCCGCCCGGGAACGUGAAGACGCUGGGGGAGACGUACCCGAAGAUCUCGGGCGCCAGCAACGCGGAGCUGCGGCUGCGCUGGGGCCAGAUCGUCCUGAAGAACGACUACCGGGAGGACUUCGCGAAGGUGAAGAGCUUCCUGCAGAGCCAGGGGAAGCAGAAGUACACUCUCCCGCUGUACCGCGCGAUGGUGGCCGGCAGCCCGGCGGCCCGGGCCCUUGCAGAGGAGACCUUCACGGCCACCACCGCCCAGCUGCACAGCAACGUGGUCCGCUACGUCCAGCAGAUCCUGGCGCCCACGGGCAGCUAGGGGCCCGCCCACGGCCUGGCCUCUGCCCCUCCACUUGGCACAGGCUCUCGGGGUGCUCGGCCGCAUGCCGGCGCCCCGCUCCGCUCCCCAAGCUUGCGUCCCUCAGGGGUCUGUCCCCCACGUGGUGUCUGCGGCUCCCGGGAGCCCUCUGGGCCACCCAGAGCAGGGGACCCCACCCCAGCCCUCAGCCCUGGUUCCGUGGGGCAGGGCCGCCCUGCCCCCCACCCGGGCGUUGGUUGGAGGGAUGCGGGGUCCUUCGGCUUUCCCGGCUGAGUCCUGAAGGGCGGCGCCAGCGGCUGCGCUCACUUGGGUGGUUCUCUCCUCAGGUCUCGUCUGUUUUAAUAAAUCUUUUUACCUGAAA
Messenger RNA from Phyllostomus hastatus (greater spear-nosed bat), 2312 nucleotides. It is a transcript of the gene RNPEP, whose product is annotated as arginyl aminopeptidase. The transcript has 11 exons. The record is from RefSeq and is a predicted model, not a curated record. Gene Ontology annotation, biological process: proteolysis. Gene Ontology annotation, molecular function: metalloaminopeptidase activity; zinc ion binding. Bases 53 to 1951 code for a protein of 632 amino acids. NCBI's taxonomy places the organism in Eukaryota, Metazoa, Chordata, Mammalia, Chiroptera, Phyllostomidae.